Molecule: messenger RNA, 1807 nt
Organism: Xiphophorus couchianus (Monterrey platyfish)
Lineage: Eukaryota; Metazoa; Chordata; Actinopteri; Cyprinodontiformes; Poeciliidae
Product: transmembrane protein 236
Exons: 4
Coding region: 117-1334 (405 amino acids)
Source: RefSeq, a predicted model, not a curated record
GACAAUGCCGCAGUCCGAGGCCUGACCAGCCCUCAGAGGGGCAGGGGUCGCCUCACUACGGCAACAGCCCCCCACCGUCUCCCUCCUUUCCUUCUCUUUUUGCGAUCUGCCACAGGAUGGGAUCAGGGAGCACACUGAAGUUUGCCCUCUGCGAGGUGCUGCAGUUUGCUGGCCUGUGUGUGCCACUCUUCAUCGUGAUGCAGAGAUUUGCCAUCAUUGUGGCAAAGGUCAAAGCAUCUGCGCAGCCACCCAGCGACACCAGCACAGCUUACUGGCUGAUCGUGGCCUCCUCAAUCGCCUAUGUCACCUCCACCGCCCUGCUGGUGUGGGUACCCCUGAAGUACUUGGUGUUUGUAAAAAAGAAGUUUCUUGUUGGGAGGAAGAAAUGGAGGCCUGUGGCCCUGGUAUAUGUAAUCCUGUCCACGUUACCCUGCUUUGCCUUUCUCAUUGCCAGCUCUGAGGUUCAGAUAAACAACAACAUGAAACACGAUACAUUUACGGAGAUCCCUGUGUCUUUGGUCUUCUUCUCCUUAAUCUGCAUUGAUGUUGUGGAGAGGAUACGAAACUGCAGAUUGACCGGACAGGCUAAUGAAAUGGGAAGAGAUGCUGAAAUCCCCUCCAAUGUCUUAACUCAUGUGGAACCAAUAACACCAGUAUCCCCCAUCACUCCAGCUGUGUCAGGAGCUGCCGUUUCAGGACCAGCUGUGCCCGGCCCGGCUGUACCGCGGCCAUCAAUGCACAGGCAAGGUAUGCCGAAUCCUCUUCAGCCUGGAACAAGUCAGUUAAGUGACAGGAACCACAAUGGAGGAGGGAUACAUCCGGAGAUCAAUGGUGCUAUACCUGGAAUAAAUGGGACCCCUGGCCGGCCAUUUAUCAUCUCUUCUCCUGAACUGAGCUCACCAUCAAUGAGUGGACCGACUUAUCAUUUGUCACCAUACACCUACACGGGCCCUCUGAGGUUUCUAAGCAUCAGUGAUGCUCGAGCAGAUGUGUUUGUUGAUAGCUUUAUGUUCUGGAUGGAUACGGUGGAGAUGGUGAGGGUGGCAGGACAUCCAUUGGUCUACUAUUCCGGCUGGGUCUUUCCCAUCUACAUCUUCAGCUAUGUGUCCUGCUUACGUGUGGUGGUCAUGCCCAACACCCCACUCCUUUCUUCUCUAGGAGUCGCUCUGCAGGACUUACCUUUCUUCUUCGUGCGUGUUAGCCUCAUAGCCCUCUUCGGGUUUGUCACGCCCGUACUCUAUCUGAUGAAGAAUCUGUUGGUCUGUCUGGCAUUUGUCUACUUUAACUUCAUGACCAAGCUGAGGGUAUUUAACACAGAGAGGAUGUUCUUUUGAAACCAUGAAUGCAAGGACAGAAUACUGUCAGGAAAUGCAACCUGAUGGCAUUCAGAAAGGGGUUCCACCAGUUUAUAAUUCAUAUUUAGCAAUGGUAUUCAAGGCAGAUCACAACUGGAUGCAAAUACACCAUAUAUGUCAUAGAGUUUUAUGACAUAACCACUACAUAGCAGUGAAAAAACAAUAAAUUACUAAAAGGACUAAAUUGAAUAAUCUUUUAAAUAAGAGGGUCUUUUAAGGAGGCAAAAGUUCAGUUUAUCUGAAUGAAAUCUGGGACACUGGAGGCAAUGUACAACCAUCAGGCUCCACACUUCUUAUCAGCCCUGGUACAGAUUUGUACAAAGCUUUCCAGUACAUUUGUAUGUUAUUUUAGUAGCGUAAUCUAGACUGAAUUAUUUUUAGAAAAUUAAACUUUUUUGCUUUAUUUUGCCAACUUGAUCUGAGUGAUUGGAAAUUAUUUCACUACCUCUUCC